CUCCGCUGUGGUUUCAAGAUAGCGGGUUGCUUGCUUGCUGUCUUAAAGUUUUUGUUUCCACAAUGGUUCUUGCUGACUCCAAUCCCCCUGACACUGCGACCCUCCUCCGUGUGAGAGGUCCACUGGAAUUCAGAUGUAAACUGGACAGUACAGAUGUGUCGCUCAUGCACAGAGUGAUUUCAAGAACAUUUGAGAACCUGCACUCUAACGUGAAGUCGGAGUCCCUUGUUUUCACAGUCCGUGAAAGUCCUGUUAUAAUUUGGCCAAACAAAGGUUUUAAUGUAACGCCUGAAGAAAUUACUCCAAAUACACUGUGUGAAGAUAUCUUUCAGUGGGUAAAGACAGAUGAACUAGAGAUUGCUAGCAGAAAAUCAACGAAAAAGAAGGGUAAAAAGAUGUCAACAGCAAGCAUUAUAAACCUUUGUCUGAUGAUGGAGGUGACAAAACCGGGCCCCUUACCAGCCCCCACCUUCAGCAAAACAGUGGAGAAACAUCACCUGCUGUGCAUUACUCUGCCCAUGGAUUGUGUUGUCCGUAUGACUUGCAACGAGACGAUGAGCAAUGCCUGUGAACGUCUAUUAGAGGAGCUAGAAGGCCAGCUGUAUGAGAUGGAGAGAGUGACAUUGCAGUACAUGACGGGAGCAGCUGUUCCAGUGCCCCAACCGCUCCACUUCCUCCUUCCAGAGCCCAAGGGACUCAAGACUGUGGUUUUCCCAGCAGAAGUACCUGACAGCCAACUGGAGACACACCGAAGGGAGUUGCAUCAUCGAUUUGAGCUACCAGAAGACAGACCCUAUUUCAGAAGAACCAAUGCUUACCACUUUCCCGAUGAGGUUUACAAAGACGGCUACCUCCGGAAUCCUCAUCUGAUUCUCACACAUCCCACCCUGGAAGAUGGAAAGUUGUACUUGGUCCAGGGGAUCUACAGCUACCACCACUACAUGCAGGACCGCAUGGAGGACAAUGGCUGGGGCUGUGCUUAUCGCUCCCUCCAGACCAUCUGCUCCUGGUUCCGGCAGCAAGGCUACAUAGAGCGGACCAUUCCUACUCACAAGGAAAUCCAGCAGGCUUUAGUUGACAUCGGAGACAAACAAGCAACAUUUGUGGGCUCCCGCCAGUGGAUUGGCUCCAUUGAGGUUCAGGCGGUUCUGGAUCACCUGCUCGGGGUCACUUCGAAGAUCAUGUUCGUGAGUCAGGGAUCAGAGAUAGCGUCUAAAGGCAGAGAACUGGCCACCCAUUUCCUUACUGAAGGAACACCUGUCAUGAUAGGAGGAGGAGUUUUGGCUCACACCAUCCUGGGUGUGGCAUGGAGUGAGACCACAGGGCAGAUCCGCUAUCUCAUCCUAGAUCCACAUUACACAGGAGCGGAGGACUUACAAGUCAUCAUAGACAAGGGUUGGUGUGGCUGGAAAGGACCUGAUUUCUGGGAUCAGACUGCCUACUACAAUCUCUGUCUGCCUCAGAGGCCAAAAACCAUCUGAGUUCAAAAUCAUCUUUCAUGCGGACAUCUCCAAACUUGUCAUCAUUCUUAAAGCAGAUGUUUGAUGCCAUUCUGUUUCUGGCAAUUAUACCAUAACUCAAUGAUUUUACACCCACUCUAGUGUACUGAGCUGAACGAGUUUAAAUAAUUACCGGUGUUGAUCUAAUAUUCAAAUUAUUCUAACCUAGGUAGGUUCUAAUGAUGCACUUUUUUUGGGGGGGGGGGUUCAAAAAAAUCAGAUUAAUGAGUCACUUCAAAGAGAAUGGUGGAACUUUCACUGACACAA
Molecule: messenger RNA, 1766 nt
Organism: Lampris incognitus (smalleye Pacific opah)
Lineage: Eukaryota; Metazoa; Chordata; Actinopteri; Lampriformes; Lampridae
Gene: ufsp2
Product: ufm1-specific peptidase 2
Exons: 12
Coding region: 63-1481 (472 amino acids)
Source: RefSeq, a predicted model, not a curated record